CACUUUUUAGGUUAUAAGAGUUCAAAUGUGUUUUUCAAUGUUAUUUAUAUAAUUUUCGUAUAUAAUUAAUUAACUUUCGUUAAAUAUACUAUAAGCUUAUCAUUAACGCACGAGAAUUUAUGUAAACACUAUAUAAAACAACAGUUUUAUAGUGAAAAAUGGCAGACGAAGUUGAAACACAAAAGAAAACUCAAAUGACCGACGAAGAGCGGUUGGCUCUUUGUCAGAAGUUGGAUCGAGAACUGGACGAGUUUAUAGAUAGCCUGGAGAAGAAGAGAUACACUGAUGGAUGGUCGGAGGAGACAUGGGAGGAAGAAAUGGAGAAGCAUCCUUUCUUCAUGAAGACAACUCCGGAGAGUGAAGAGCUGUCUCCGCUGGCCGAGGGUCUUGCCAAAUUGAAGUAUGACCCGGAGGAGAAUACUCCGUUGGAGCUUGCCACCAAUUAUAAAGAGGACGGAAAUUUCAACUUUAAGCAUAAAAAUUACAGAUUGGCUGUUUUGGGAUACACGGAAGGCAUAAAAGUGAAAUGCAAUGAUGCAGAGAUUAAUGCAAGCUUAUACAACAACCGAGCCGCAGCACACUGGCAUUUAAAGAAUUACCGUUCAUCACUGGCUGACAGCGAAAAAGCCUUAUCAUUCAACCCAGAUCACACCAAAGCAAGACUAAGAGCUGCUAAAUCAGCUACAGAAAUAGCCAAAUAUGACAUCUGCAUGGAACAUUGCCAGAAACUUCUGGAAAAACAACCAAACGACAAAGAAGUCUUGGACUUACUAAGCACAGCAAAAAGGAAAAAGCAGAUUCAAGAAAGAGAUUUGCGUAAAAAGGAACGUAGUGAUAAGAAAACCGCUGAGCAGAAAGAAGGAGUGAUAAAAGCUAUUAUAGAACGGAAGAUUAAAAUAUCCAAAUGUGACGAUGAAGAAGAUAUUGACCUGUCAAAGUUAGAACCAAGUUUACCAGGAGCACAAGAUUCAAUAGUGUACAUAAAAGACGGGGUUUUAUUCUGGCCUGUGCUGUUUUUGUAUCCAGAAUAUCAGUUGACGGACUUCAUAAAAAGUUGUCCGGAAAAUGUCCCAUUAGGCAGUCAGUUAGAGCAAGUCUUUCCUGCCCCUUGGGACGAAGAGAACAAGUAUAAUUGUGCAAAAGUAAAUGUAUAUUUUGAAGGUUAUGACAAAAUGCCUCAUAUUAUAGAUCCGUCCAGGAAUCUAAGUGACUUACUGUUGUUGAAAUACUUUGAGUUAAGAGCUGGUACACCAGCAUUCUACGUGUUACCUCGUGGCAGUGUGAUUGAACGAAGGUUCUUAGAAAGCUAUAUUUAGUUUAAGCUGAUGUUUUGUACAUUUUAUUGUAUAUUUUUUUAUUCUAAUAAUGUUAUGUUUAAUAUAUAAACGUAUUUUAUUAACGAAA
This is a messenger RNA of Pectinophora gossypiella (pink bollworm), 1404 nucleotides long. It is a transcript of the gene Dpit47, whose product is annotated as DNA polymerase interacting tetratricopeptide repeat-containing, protein of 47 kDa. Gene Ontology annotation, molecular function: Hsp90 protein binding. Lineage: Eukaryota; Metazoa; Arthropoda; Insecta; Lepidoptera; Gelechiidae. The transcript has 3 exons. The record is from RefSeq and is a predicted model, not a curated record. Bases 159 to 1316 code for a protein of 385 amino acids.